Molecule: messenger RNA, 405 nt
Organism: Dibothriocephalus latus
Lineage: Eukaryota; Metazoa; Platyhelminthes; Cestoda; Diphyllobothriidea; Diphyllobothriidae
Source: the annotation of a GenBank genome assembly
AUGAUGUCCGAAACUGCGACGUGCGCCAAAUAUGAAUCUAUUACGGUCGGCCUCGUCCACAAUUAUUUUGAUUUAAACGUCGCUGCUCAGAUUGCCCAGUAUCCGGGUCCUAUUCUCAUUCUUCGGCGAAGCCACGAUGAAGUAAUAACCACCACGGGCCCUGAAUCCAACAGAGGAAACUACCUUAUUGUCAAACUUCUGAAAUACAGAUUUCCCUUCCUCUUCACGGAGGAGUCCGAACAAAGGCUGUGGCAAUUUAUCCUACUGGGUGCAGCGCAGCAGGAGGAAUUUCUCGCGACCAAGAACAUCACUGAUGACCUCAUGGAACCCAUCUUGAAACGCGAAUUGAGCAAACUAAGCCCUGGGAGUGAAGACAAGGCGGCGCCCACCUUCCCCUCCAAUCUC